CUUAAUCAAUAAAUAUUAUUGUUAAAAUAAUAACAAAAUAUAAAAUUUAAAAAUAAUUUUUGAUAUCUCUUAAUCUUAUAUUUCUAUUAGUCAUAUUUAUUAAUCAAUUAUUGUUAACAGUUAAAAAAUUGGUCGAGUCUGAUUGGUUAUUUCUUAGAUUCAAUAUAAUAAUAAUAUUGGUCAAUAUUAUCUCAUUCUGCAGAUAAAAUCAUUGUACGAUAUGCGUGUGUGAGCAAACAAAAGUGUAUAAUACAAUAGUUGAUAAUAGUAUACUUGAUAACACGUAUAUUUGCAUAGUUUUUAAAAAAUUUAUAUGUAUAUAUUUGUUACGUGUAUCUAAAAAUAUUAUUUGACAAGUAUCAAAAUAGUAUCGAGUAUUAAGAUGGUUUUCUAAAUAAAUAUCAAAUUAAAACAUUGAUUUUUUACGAUAUUUAAUAAUACGUGCUAUAAUGAAUGCAGAAGAAAUUAUUGAUUUUGCGAAACUAGAACCAGAUAUUCAAUCUUUGAUAAAGAAGACUAUAGCAGUUCGAUGUAACGUAGAAAAUGCAUCUUAUCCUGUAGGAACUUGUGCUGAAAGAACAGCAAUUGUUAAAGCAGUGUCAGAAGGAAAAAGAAAAUUCAAAGUUUUAACAGUAGUAGCUGAUAAAAAAAAUAAUAUUUUUACUACACCAUGUGGAUUUUGUAGACAAGCUAUUGCAGAAUUUGGUGACAUACCAAUUUAUUUAACAGGACCUGAUAUGAAAAAUGUGUUAAAAACGACAUUAAGCAAUUUGUUACCUCAUGCUUUUGGAAUUGGAAAUGCAAAAUUAUUGCAAUAAAUUUUUAAUGAAAAAGAUUAAA
This is a messenger RNA of Apis laboriosa (Himalayan honeybee), 840 nucleotides long. RefSeq names its product cytidine deaminase-like. The record is from RefSeq and is a predicted model, not a curated record. The transcript is spliced from 3 exons. Gene Ontology annotation, molecular function: zinc ion binding; cytidine deaminase activity. NCBI's taxonomy places the organism in Eukaryota, Metazoa, Arthropoda, Insecta, Hymenoptera, Apidae. Bases 450 to 818 code for a protein of 122 amino acids. Gene Ontology annotation, cellular component: cytosol.